ACAUCUAUUGCAUAACCAUGCGUUGUUGUAAGCAUAGAUUGUGCUGUUCCAUAACUUCAAUUUGUUUGAUAACUUGUGGAUUUGUACUCACAGUGGCAAUGGCAGUUUGUAUUCUGGCUAAAACAUUCGAUAACCUAAUAAAAGAAAAAAUAAAAAAGAAUGUGGAACUGAAAGAAGGUUCAGAAACUUUGAAGGACUGGAAAUCGCCAUCCUCACAAGUGUACAUGCAAUAUUUUAUGUUCAACUUAUCAAAUCCAAGUGCUGUGAAGAAUGGUGGCAGACCAUCAGUCAAACAAAUUGGACCAUAUUCUUACAGAGAACUUCGUCAUAAUGUUCCACGUUACUUCAACCACAGUGCUGAUACGAUAGUUUAUUUCUCAGAGAAAGCUUACGUUUUCGACUCGACCACUUCGUGUGCCGGCUGUGAUCCCAUUGUUGAUAAGAUUCAUACUAUUAACAUUCCUUUAUUGAAAAUAGCGCAGUUAAUUGAGAAGAUUUUGAAGUUACUGCCAAGUUAUAAAGCACUUAUAUUACCCGAAAUAAAUGAAUUUCUCAACGCCAACGACAAGGUGUUUGCUCCGAGAACAGUGAAUGGGUUGCUCUGGGGUUACGAGGAUCCCAUUCUGGAUUAUCUAAAAAAUUUCACAUCAAAACUUAACAAAACGCUGGCAAAACAUGGCUUCAAAUUGCCCAUCCCGACAGUGAAUCCAAUUAUUAAGCUGCAGACGAACAACUCCAAUACCACUGCUGAAAUUCAUACUGGUGUUGGAGAUAUCAAUCGAAUUGGUCAAUACGUAUCUUACAACAACUUCAGACUAUUACCAUGGUGGCAUACAAAGUGGGCAAAUAUGCUCAAUGGGACAGAUGCUUCUAUGUUUCAUCCUGAUAUAAGCGAAAAGGACAAGCUAUAUACUUUCGUCAGCGAUGUUUGUAGGUCAUUAUACCUCAUUUUCAAGACGACAACUGACGUUCACGGGAUACCUUUGUACAAGUUUUAUACUCCUAAGAAGUUAUUCAAAUAUACACCUGACGUUCGAGCAGGAUUUUGUGCUCCUAAUAAAACGUGCGUUCCCGAUGGUCUGUUGGAUAUCAGCGUGUGUCAACCAAUGCAGGUUCCUAUUGUUGUGUCUCUUCCGCACUUCCUGUUUGCGAAUGAAUCUGUCAUAAAAUCUGUUGAUGGAAUGCAUCCAAAUGAAGACGACCACGCAACAUUUGUCUCAGUUGAACCGAAUACUGGCAUUACGAUGAAGGCAAGCAAAAGGAUCCAGAUCAAUGUGAAUGUAGACAAAGUUGAUGAUAUCGACGAAUUAAAAAAUCUUAAGAAAGUUUAUCUCCCUGUAUUAUUUGUGAAUGAGAGUGCUGUUAUUAGUGAAAGUGAUGCUGAAAAGUUCAAGAAGGAUGUUCUUUUGCUCAUAGAAAUUCUAAAUAUAGGAAAAUAUGUCUUGCUUGGUGUCGGAUGCCUUAUGAUGUUAAUCGGUUUGUUAUUGCUACGUUACCAAAGAAAGUUAAAGAAUGAUAUUUAUUCGGAAUCUACAGUUCAAGUACAAAGUCAUAGUGAUCCUAGCAGUGAGAAAUCUCCCCUUUUGCAACCAGCACAAAAUUAUGUCACGUGAAGAAUAGACAUAUACACAUCGAAAAUUAUUAAUUAGGUAUGAUUUGGAAAAAUGUUAAUCAGUGACAUGUUAUUAAUUCUCGUUAUAAACUUUACUUACAUUAAUUAUACAUCUAUACGAUGCACUAAGUAUAGAAUUAUCUGGUUUGAAGUAUCUUUUUGAGCACUGUUUUUCGGCAGUCGAGGUUCAUUUACUUAAUUUACCUGGCCGUGAGCCUUUUGUUCAGUGAACUACUUCAACCGGCAAGUAAGGCAAAAUGGAACACUUAUUAAACUCUGCCACUACGAACAGGUGAAGUAGCUGAUACAAAAUGUGUGUGAAAAUUACAUCUCACUGUUUUUAUCAGUGAAAACAUAUUUUUCAAAAUGAAAACGAAAAUUUACGAAAACUGGUUAUAAGAAAGAAUUCUAGUUAUUCUACUAUGAUGCAUU
Molecule: messenger RNA, 2044 nt
Organism: Dendronephthya gigantea
Lineage: Eukaryota; Metazoa; Cnidaria; Anthozoa; Malacalcyonacea; Nephtheidae
Product: lysosome membrane protein 2-like
Exons: 13
Coding region: 18-1613 (531 amino acids)
Cellular component (GO): cytoplasm; membrane
Molecular function (GO): scavenger receptor activity
Source: RefSeq, a predicted model, not a curated record